Molecule: messenger RNA, 744 nt
Organism: Aphis gossypii (cotton aphid)
Lineage: Eukaryota; Metazoa; Arthropoda; Insecta; Hemiptera; Aphididae
Product: probable RNA-binding protein EIF1AD
Exons: 2
Coding region: 30-473 (147 amino acids)
Biological process (GO): translational initiation
Cellular component (GO): nucleus
Molecular function (GO): RNA binding; translation initiation factor activity
Source: RefSeq, a predicted model, not a curated record
AUGAUUGAGGGUUCAUUUAUCUACUAAGAAUGUCUAGAGCGACUAAACGUAAACAUGUGCAGAAAGAAAUGCUUACUGCUGAUUGGAAUGGCCCAGUAGAUGAUCAACGCAUUGUUCGCAUAAUUGCUGGUCGUGGCAACAAUCUUCAUGAAGUAUUCUCUGUUGAAGACAAUGAAACGUUUCUCGUUUCAAUGCCAGCUAAAUUCAGAAGAAAUGUAUGGGUAAAACGUAAUGAUUAUGUUGUUAUUGAACCAAUAGCUGAAGGAGACAAGGUACGCGGUGAAAUUGUUCAUGUGUUGACCAAAGAAGACAUGAAACUAAUGAAACAGAAAGGAUGGGGGAAGGAAGACAAUAACUCUGAUAUUGAACCAAAUACAAAUCGACCUAUUGUUACUACAAUCAGUGACUUGAGUAGUACCGACACAGACACUGAUCAUGAUGACCCAUCAGAAGAUACAGAUUAUUCUUCAUGAUCACAAGAAUAAAGAAUUAUAAUUUCUGUAUAUGUAUUGUGCCAAACAAAGACUAUUCUGUUAUAAAACAUUAUGUGAUUUAUAUAUUAAGCUUCAUUUGGAAAAUAAAUACUUUUAAGUAAUUGUAAGUACUAUUAUAUAUUGUAUAAUAUACUUUAAUAGUGUAUGUAAUUGUAAUAAUUUCUUUGUUAUAAAAUUAAUUGAAUUUUUUUAUUAUACAAAAUAGUUACUAUUUAAAAAAAUAAAAAAUUAUAAUUAUUUGGUCAUUGUA